Messenger RNA from Cantharellus anzutake, 712 nucleotides. RefSeq lists its product as uncharacterized. Lineage: Eukaryota; Fungi; Basidiomycota; Agaricomycetes; Cantharellales; Hydnaceae. The annotation marks the transcript as partial. The record is from RefSeq and is a predicted model, not a curated record. The transcript has a single exon.
AUAUGUACGCCAGUCGGCGCACAAAUAAACCCGUGACGGCCCCAUGUCAUACACUGUUUGCGACUGUGUGCCAGUACCCAGGCUACUCUACCUGCUCCAGAGAAUUAAGCGUUCGUUCGAGCCGGAAGGAAGUACAGGCCGGGAGACACAACGAAUUGGGGAGUGAGAGCAGUAGGAUACUUUGCAGCCGAUGUGAUGAUCCGAGAGGUUACGCUAAAUCGAACAAUGUCACUUUAUCCCUAACCGCAACCAAUCAAGCCCGAACGAUUGUUAUGCACGGAGAACCUUUGUAUUUAGGGAUAACUCUGGCUGUAUAUCCCUGGCAAAUACUACCAACGAUUGAAGACCCGAGUUGCCGAGUGCGGCACACCCAUCGAGACACGAGUGCAUCCUUAUGGAAUGCCCUCUGCACUGCGACGUCCUACGAGACAAAGACGGGAUUCUGGACCUUGCCGACCUCCUGGGGAAGGAAAAGGGAACCAAGCGAGUGGCAGAAUUCUUAAAUGAGAGCGGAGCAUAUGAAAAGAAAAACGCUAACUUAGGAGGCAACGGAGGAAAAAAAACCCGCUUGUGAAGCGGAACCCCUCCCAUUUUCAGCACUGGUAACACAAUAUCUGAACAUAUGUGAGUGACGACUCACAAGGGAAUAUGGUUUGGGUUUCAUUCGGACGAAGGAGGACGAGCGUUCCCGGACUUAUCUAUUAUAACUGGG